AUGGCCACCACCGCCUCGGGGCCGGCCGCCUCGGCGCCGCAGCCGUACCCUACUCUCCCCGCCUCGCCCACGCUAACGAACCCCGACAUGAUUCUCCCCGAUUACCCCGAUUACGACCGCACCUCCUCCCCCGAUAUGGAUCAGGAUCGCUCCCAGUCGCCGUUGAUGAUGUGGAAGAACGCUCACGCCGCCGCCACGAGUAGCCAGCUGCAUCAGCUAUAUACCAUGUCUGGCCCGCCUCUCCUGCCCACCGUCAGUCCCGUCACCCCGACCACGCCUAUCAUCUACGGCAACGGCACCAUGCUCUCCGACAUUGGAGAGGUGACCGAGGCCGAGAGUACCCCGGGCAGGCCCUCGCCCGCCCGCCGCCGAGACACGUCCCCUGGCGACGAAGCCCUGCGUUCCUCCCCAACAAUGGGCCUGGAGGCUGUCAGGAAGCUACAGAGGCAGCGUUCGCACGACCGCGGCCGCCGCUCGUCGCUCGACAGCAACAGCACCAUCACCACGCAGGAGCAGACAAACUUAUUCGCGGACUUUGACGACACCGUUAGCGUUGGCGACAGCGUCUUCCAGGGUGACGACGAGGAGAGCGUAGCAGACUCGUACGUUCCCGACGAGGCGCCCAGGAGCCUACCACAGUCUCAGCACCCCGCACGCCACAACGGUCUCGAAGAUGGGUUUUCCAGCGCCGAAAGGCGGGCAGCUGCUGCCUCGGACCGCCAGUCCGCUUUCUUGCUAAGUCAGCGUGCGGAACAAAUCCUCGCUAACGCGAAGCGGAGACUGACGGCAAGUUCCCUCCCUGCCCAUACGACUAUGGAGGGUAAUCUCAACCGAGCACGGAGCUCGCUGCACACUUCAUCGCCGUCCAUCUCAUCUCUGGGCUCGGAUGGCACAGUCCCGUCCCCCACGCUCCAAUUUCGAUCGGGGAGCAGUCGGGACUCUACAUCCUCGCUCGGCCAUACGCGCAUGGGCAGCGACAAUACUCUGCGUAUCGGAAUUCCUGUCAAGGUCUACCCACAGAGAUCUGCCAGCGCACUCGGCGCCGCAGGCGGCUAUAGGCAACCGUUGACUACCUCGCGGAGCGUUGACCAAAUCCGGGAGAGUUCGCGGUAUGCAUCAGCACGCCCAACCCAUAAACCUCUCGUGGGCCUCGACAGCCCACUGGAGGCCUUGAGUGAGAAUGAGGACGACGCCUCGAGGCCGCAUGCAGGCGCCGAGUCUUCCAUCCGCAAUAGCGCUUACCUGGAAGGGUAUCUGAGCCCAACGUUUGGCCAGGGGAACGAUGGGGCCAAGGUUGUCACGCGGUCCGCGUCUACCACGCAGAUGCGCGACAUACGCGACCAAGUCAAAGAUCUCAAAGGCAAAAUCUCGAACCUACGGGACCAAGCACGUGCCGACAGUCUACGCAGACGAAGCUUCCAGAGCCUGCGAACCCCGAGUCCCUUCACCCACGCUCGGAUCGAACAGUGGUGUCCUGAACCAACAACUAAUAGAUUGGAGGAUGCGGAGGAAGCUGUGUCUCGGGACUCGGAGCAAUCAGGCGCGGACGGCGACACGAGCCCCGGAAGAAACGGCGACAUUGCAGAAUACGGGCGUGCCCAGGCGUCUUCAGGGGUAACUCCCGAAUCCGAGGCAGGUAGCCUUCAAGAGGAGGCGAUGGCGGCGCUACAGAAUGGCGACGAGUCCCUCGUCUUGGGAGCGCAUGCCAACUCCGAGGCUAGCGAAACCAACGAUGAUGAUGUGAGCGACAUGUUGACCGAGAACGGCGACUUCGGGGAUGAUCAGUACGAAACCGCCGACGCCCAGGGUUACGAGAGCGAGAGUGGUGAGUCGGCAUAUCACGAUACGCUGCAGCACCCAAUCUCGCACGAAGACCGGAAAGAUGCGUUCGAUUACGAGCACUUCAUCCUACACAGCGCUCUUGGGACGAUCAGUCAGCAACGACUGGCAAGGGGCGACAGGAGCGGGAGCUUCAGUUCGGACGACUCGGUCGUGACCACCCGCGGCCCAUUUGGCAUCGACGCAACCAUCCUGGAGGAGACGACGGGCGAGCCUAAACUCAGGAGACGCGGCAGCAACUCAUCAGACUCUACGGCGGCAUCUGUCGGGUCUGUAGAGUCGUUCGCCACGGCGGACGAGGGGCGGAGGAGCCACGAUGGCGGCCGAAGAACAGCGGAUGCUGAUCGGCCACGGGGACAGAGCCGCGUCCGGGAGCACGGCCGCAACUCCACCAGCCCCCCGGUCGAUACUACUCAGGCAGGCCACGGCCCGCUCGAGCCGGGAGCGGACGGCAUUGGGGAGCUAAGGUCGCCGCCUGUGGCUACGGUCCUACGGCGGCCGGCCAGUAGCGCGGCUGUACCGUUCCACCGGCCAUCGGUCUCGUCGUUUGAGUCGACGGGCACGAUGCGAAGCUUCCCGCUGGUGACGAGGAAAAAGGCGGCCAGCGUAUCAUUGACAGGCCACUCUAUUGCCGGCCUCCACAGCUCGUCCCCGGACGGGGACCUGCGGGCCAUCUCGGACAAGCUGAUGAACGAAGCAGCGGCCGUUUACGCACAGCAGGCUGGGCCCGGCUACCAGGUCGGGCGGACCAGCCCAACGAAGCGGGGCGGCAGCGUCCUGGUCAGGAGCAACACGCCAGCGCCGAUGCAACAUCUGCUGCGCGAGGACCAGUUCCUGGUGGAACGCCUGGUGGCGGGUAUUGGCCGGUGCGUCCUGGGGCUGAGCGAGAACGGGAGGGCCGGUGCCGAGAGCAGGAUGUAUCACAGGCGCCUCGACGCGGCCCGCAGGAUUCUGGAAGGUAUCGAUUCCGUGUAG
Molecule: messenger RNA, 2814 nt
Organism: Gaeumannomyces tritici R3-111a-1
Lineage: Eukaryota; Fungi; Ascomycota; Sordariomycetes; Magnaporthales; Magnaporthaceae
Exons: 2
Coding region: 1-2814 (937 amino acids)
Source: RefSeq, a predicted model, not a curated record